Cinara cedri is the source of this 4337-nucleotide messenger RNA. The record is from the annotation of a GenBank genome assembly. Lineage: Eukaryota; Metazoa; Arthropoda; Insecta; Hemiptera; Aphididae.
AUGGGUCGAAAGAAAAUACAAAUAACGCGGAUCCUGGACGAAAAAUCUUGCCGGGUAAACAAUUAAUCGCGGUUAUUUGUCUCUAUAAACGGUUUGACGGACCGAGGCCCGAGAUGUGGUACAAUAUUAUUAUAAGCGAGGACGUGGAGAAAAAAAAAUUCGAUGGAUACGCCGCAUGGGUUCAUAGGCGUCGUUUUAUUGAUAUGUGCGCGCAAAUCGAAUUUAAAUCGGAAUUUUCUGCGGAGAACGUGAAAUUAAAACCGAAUGUAGUUGCUCGUCCUCUCGAAUCGUGGCAAUUGUAUCGGGUUCAAAAUUAUCAUAACCGAAAAAAACCGUACAUAAUAUUCCGGGUCUGUUGUGUGAUUAAUUUCAUUCAUAGUAAUUAUUUCCAUUGAACGUUAUUAGCGUUUAGCCACAUGUGAGAUCGCGCACGUGUGCGAACUAACACGUGAUAUUAGCAGCGAGAUCUAUUUUUCGAUAUUUCUUAUUAAAACACUUUUUACCGGAUUUCAUACGAAUUAUAUUGUAAAGACGUGUUUGCCGAUUCAAAUUGUACGUGCGGGUUUUUUCCCAAAUAUUUCAAGUUCGUGACACGUGCUCACCAGUCGGUAUAGAUCAGCGGUUCCCAAACUUUUUUUCCCGGGCGGUGCCCUUUUUUGGACAAAAUUCAGCCACGGUGACCUUCUGCGAAUACUGUCAGAAAUAUAUGCGCAUGAAAAAUCAACACUCGAUUGUCAAUGAUCGGUUUUUAUAAUUUUACUGGAUAUAAUUAAAUAUAAGCGUUCUGAAUAUACAGCCGACUUAUUACAUUUUUUAUUUUUUUAAGAUUCAAUUUCAAAUUAACAAAUUAAAAGAAAAUUGCAAUAAAUUAUAAAUAAUUUUUAUGAUGCCCUGUAGGUACAUGGGGUAUACAUCUAUCUGUCUAUUAUUUUAAUGGCUGUGUCAUUGAGUAGUUUUCAGUGUUGAAUCCAAGGGGGCAGUUAUCCCUUUCUAAAAUUUGAUUCACUCAAUUUGAAAAAUUUAGUUAGCAUUAACUGACACUUUUAAGAACCAGUCUUAGUAUUACUGGUACAUUUUUUGUGAUUUGUUCGAUUAAAAAUUUUUAAUUUUACCUACUCAAAAAAUAUAUUUUAAUUUAUAUACAAUAUAAAUACAAGUACGUAAUUCAUGUUUGUAUGUACAGGUGACCUUUAAUAAGAGAAGAUUUGGUUUAAUGAAAAAAGCGUACGAACUAAGUGUGUUGUGUAAUUGUGAAGUCGGUCUAAUUGUAUUCAGUAGCUCAGAUAAAUUGUAUCAAUAUGCUAGUACUGAUAUGGAUCCAUUAUUGCUCAAAUAUACAGAGUAUAGCGGUGAACACGAAUCAUUGACCAACAAGGAUUUUAUUGAAGUAGAUAAUACUUACCAUUAUAGAUUUCAAUAUUAGGUAAUUUAAUGAAUUAUAAUAUGUUUUAUUUAAUUAUAAUAUUUUAUAGACAUUGAUCAAGAAAAGCGCUGGUGUUAUAAACCCAGAGAGUUCAGAUAAAAGUUACGUUAGUUCACUAAGGCCAUACCAUCUUAUUCCUAAAACCGAAUCAAAUUUCGGUGGAACUGAUUUCCAGCCAUUAACAUUACAUCAAAUGAUAGCUACAGUAAUAAUUACUUUUACCUAAUUUAAUGACAUUGUAGACAAAUUAUUAUAUAUUUAUUUAAUGUUUAGAAUAAUGUCUGUGAUAAUCGUUCAUUUUCUACUGCUAUGCCUGUUAGUACUAUGUAUAAUAAUGAGUUUGGAAAUUUACAAAUGCAACACGACAGCCUGCCGUUUCCACCACUGCAAAAUGUCGAUUCUGGUGGCCAUCUUUUAAUGCAAUAUGAAAUGAUGGCUAGAGUAAUUAUUGGUUUAAAAAAAAUAAAUAAUAAUAAUUAGACUAAUUAUAAUUUAUACAUUUUUGUAUUAUUAGAAUAAUGUCAGUGCGAAUUAUUCACCUCCUACCACUAUGCCCGUAAACAAUGUGUAUGAUAAAUUGGGAAAUUUACAACUUCAACACUGUACUAGUCCGAGACUUUCAUCUGGUUAAUUUUAUCUUUAUACCUAUUUUUAUUGUAUAGUGUAGAUUUAUAAAUUAUGUAUUUGUUAUUUAUUGUAAUUAUUUUUCUAGAUUAUCAGGUUUAUCCUCCAAGUAAUUUUUUGAAAAUGGAUCAUGAGUUUCGAGCAUCCAUGCCACCACCACCACCACCACCACCACCAACACCCAGGCCUGAUUCAUGUAUAGUUGUGCCUAAUGCUUCUAGUCACCGUAAAGACAAUAAUAAUAAUAGUAGUAGGAUUAAUGGAUACCGAGCAACUUCACCUGCACUAGUUAUUAAUUCACCUCCUUCAGGGCAACUAGUUAUUUCACAAUCAACUAAAUCUGAUAAACUCAAAUAUGCAUCAAAUAGAGCUACCUCACUGCCACCAAUACCAUUUAAAAAUCAUUCACCCAGGCCUGAUUCACACAUAGUGAUGUCUAAUGUUUCUAGUCACAACAAUGAUGAUAAAAAUAAAGUAUAUUUAUAAUAUUAAAACUGUUUAAAUAUAUUUAUAAUGUACUAAUAAAAUUAUAAUUUAUAAUGCAGAUAAACUCUAUUGAUGCACCAGUUGUAGCCCUUAAUCCUAGACCUAGCUGUUCUUAUCACGGGAUGGUUACUGGUCUUACGUCAACAGACACUGGUUGUUCUUCGGCAUUAAAUUUGUCAAAUCAAACUGCACAUAAUAAGUAUGUUUUUACUUGUUAAGUUGAGUCAUAUUUCAAUUGAUUUCAAUUGAUUUAAAAUAGAGCAUGCAAUUAUAUACAUUUGCAUGUUUAUUGCAUGAUUUAUACUAAAUUUUCCCCUAAAUUACUUCUCUCUUACAACAGUGACCCGCCUAUUGUGUGAAAUAUGUCAUUCUUUUUACAUUUAGAAUUUAUUAAAAGUUAAUUUCAAUUUCAAUUAUUUUAAUUGUUUUGGGUAAUUUUUUUUUGUUUCUGUUAAACUAUUUAGUAGUAUAGUGCUGUUCUUUGUGUAAAAAGGUUUUUCUUUUUAAUUAUUUUUUAUGAAUUAGUAUAUUGCAUAUAAUUGCAUAUUUAUCUAAUUUUUAUAUGCAUUUUUGCAUAAUUUUUGUCGAUUGUAUUUUUAAAUGCAAAUAAUUCCAGACCUCUGAAAAUUAUUUUUUUCUCCGUUACAGUGGAAUGUUGCAUGUAGAUAAAGAGUCACUUUCACAAUCAACUUCAUAUUCUAACUGCACCAGAAGUGGUGAGUCACCUACAUAUCUGCACACCUCUUCUUUUAUAUCAAGAAAAAUAUCCGAUAUUGAUGUUUCUCAUUCUAUCGGCCAUUCAUCUCAAUACUCCUCUGGUGAAGGUAAACAAAUUUUGUUAAUGAUCAUUUUUAUAAAAUGUAUAUUAAUUAUUUUAUCUUGUUUUUGUAAUAUUUCCUAGGUGGACCAUCUCCGAAAAAGUUCCGUAAUACCCUGCAUGACUAAACUGUUCGGUUCAGUCAAAACCACACCUAAUCCCUUGAUUCUAUUUUUUCUUCUCCUAAAAACAAAAAAAAAUCAUAAACAAAUUAUAUUAAUUUAAACUUUUUUCCCACUGAAAAACCUUUAACUUACAUUACGUAGUAGGAAUCUAUUGAUUAUUUGAAACGAAUCUAUUAAUUUUUUUCUUUAGACCUUUGUUUUGUUAACUAAAUUGUAUAAAUAUUUUUGUUCUUAACAUUUUCAAAUAAAUAUGAAUUUAUAUCCAACCUUUGUGUUAUCAGUGAUUUUGGCUAUGUCCUGAUCUAUAUUCAUCAAUUAAUAUGUUGGCAAAUUUGUAUGUUUAAUCCAAAUAGAAUAUAGGUUUUAGUUAUACUAGUCAAUAAAAUAGUGUAAGACUAAGAUCAAUUUUUGUUUUUGUUUUUUUUAUUCUUAACACUUCAUUUGUGUGCAUAUUCUGGAUCUUUUUUGCAUUUCUUGCAUUUCUUGCAUGUUUUUAUACGAUUCACUUCUUCAACCGAUGUUUUCCCAGUUCCUUGGCUGUCGACGUCCACACUGCUAAGUUAUCCUCACUCAGCAUCCCUACGUCUGAUGCUAGCUUGCAUUAUUUAUUUAAGAUGUUUGGCUGCUGUUCUUGUUGGGAGUUUCAGACUAUACAAACUUAUUGGUUAAAUCCAAAGUACCAAGUGCGCCAUUGCACAUUGAUAUAGAUCCAGAUAUAAGGAAUGGUUCAGUUCUUGUAUUCUCCUCAUCAGUUUGGUGUAAGAAAAUAUGGCCGCCUCAUCAUUCUGAAGCCGAGUUGAAUGCUAUGGUGUUCAUCAGCACAGAUGAUAUGGUAAAUACUACAGUUGCCAGACCUAUAUAA